Messenger RNA from Dromiciops gliroides (monito del monte), 5419 nucleotides. Its product is annotated as ATP-binding cassette sub-family F member 2. Gene Ontology annotation, molecular function: ATP binding; ATP hydrolysis activity. The transcript is spliced from 15 exons. Bases 187 to 2064 code for a protein of 625 amino acids. The record is from RefSeq and is a predicted model, not a curated record. Lineage: Eukaryota; Metazoa; Chordata; Mammalia; Microbiotheria; Microbiotheriidae.
UCGGCCGCGCCGGGAAGACGACAUUUCCCAGGUGGCUGCGCGGAGGAGCGCCGGGAGCGGGCAGGUGUUGUGAUUGGCUGGCGAGCCGGCCGCACGCGGAGUAGCCGAAGCAGCUCUGUUGCGACAGAGGCCGAGCGGCGAGGCCCGGUUAAGCUGAAAGAACUGUAACACCUGUGGCUCAUCACCAUGCCCUCUGAUCUGGCUAAGAAGAAGGCAGCCAAGAAGAAGGAAGCUGCUAAAGCCAGGCAGCGGCCCAGGAAAGGCCACGAGGAGAAUGGAGAUGCUGUCUCCGAGCCACAGGUGGUAGAGGAGAAAAAUGAAGAAGCAAAUGGCAAAGAAACCUCAGAAGUUGAUUUGCUGACCAAGGAGCUGGAAGACUUUGAGAUGAAGAAAGCUGCUGCCCGAGCUGUCACUGGAGUCUUGGCCUCUCACCCCAACAGCACUGAUGUCCACAUCAUUAAUCUCUCACUCACUUUCCAUGGCCAAGAGCUACUCAGUGACACAAAGCUGGAGUUGAACUCAGGGCGUCGCUAUGGUCUCAUUGGUCUCAAUGGAAUUGGAAAAUCCAUGCUGCUGUCUGCUAUUGGUAAGCGGGAAGUGCCUAUUCCAGAGCACAUUGAUAUCUACCACCUGACUAGGGAGAUGCCCCCCAGUGACAAGACACCCCUGGAGUGUGUGAUGGAAGUGGAUACAGAGAGGGCUAUGCUGGAGAGAGAGGCUGAGCGGCUUGCCCAUGAGGAUGCGGAGUGCGAGAAGCUGAUGGAGCUGUAUGAGCGGUUAGAGGAGCUGGAUGCAGACAAGGCAGAGAUGAGGGCCUCACGAAUUCUGCACGGUUUGGGCUUCACACCUGCCAUGCAACAAAAGAAACUCAAGGACUUCAGUGGGGGCUGGAGAAUGAGAGUUGCUCUUGCCAGAGCCCUUUUUAUCCGGCCCUUCAUGCUGCUGUUAGAUGAGCCCACUAAUCACCUGGACCUGGAUGCCUGCGUUUGGUUAGAAGAAGAGCUGAAGACCUUCAAGCGAAUUCUGGUCCUCGUCUCCCAUUCCCAGGACUUCCUGAAUGGUGUUUGUACUAAUAUCAUCCACAUGCAUAAUCGGAAGCUGAAGUAUUACACAGGUAAUUAUGACCAGUAUGUGAAGACACGUUUGGAACUGGAAGAAAAUCAGAUGAAGCGUUUCCACUGGGAACAAGAUCAGAUUGCUCACAUGAAGAACUACAUUGCUCGAUUUGGUCACGGCAGUGCCAAGCUGGCCCGACAGGCCCAGAGCAAGGAGAAGACACUGCAGAAGAUGAUGGCAUCGGGGCUGACGGAGAGGGUUGUUAGCGAUAAGACACUUUCAUUUUAUUUCCCGCCAUGUGGGAAGAUUCCUCCACCCGUUAUCAUGGUGCAGAAUGUGAGCUUUAAGUACACAGAUGAUGGGCCCUGCAUCUAUAACAACUUGGAGUUUGGAAUUGACCUGGAUACUCGUGUUGCUCUAGUGGGGCCCAAUGGAGCUGGAAAGUCAACGCUGCUGAAGCUGCUAACAGGAGAGCUGCUGCCUACAGAUGGGAUGAUUCGAAAACACUCUCAUGUCAAGAUUGGCCGCUAUCAUCAGCAUUUACAAGAGCAACUGGACUUGGAUCUGUCCCCCUUAGAAUAUAUGCUCAAGUGCUACCCGGAGAUCAAGGAGAAGGAGGAGAUGAGGAAGAUCAUUGGUCGAUACGGCCUAACUGGGAAGCAGCAGGUGAGCCCAAUCCGCAACCUCUCAGAUGGGCAGAAGUGUCGGGUGUGCCUGGCGUGGCUGGCGUGGCAGAAUCCCCACAUGCUCUUCCUGGAUGAGCCCACCAACCAUCUAGACAUUGAGACCAUAGAUGCUUUGGCUGAUGCCAUCAACGAGUUUGAGGGUGGCAUGAUGCUAGUCAGCCAUGACUUCCGGCUCAUCCAACAGGUUGCCCAGGAGAUCUGGGUCUGUGAGAAGCAGACAAUCACUAAGUGGUCUGGUGACAUCUUGGCCUACAAAGAACAUCUUAAGUCCAAGCUGGUGGAUGAGGAGCCCCAGCUCACCAAGAAGACCCACAAUGUGUGAGCUGGCCACGACAGGUUUGGGUCAGGACCUUGGUCUGGGGACUGAACCAUCUGCUACCCCGACCAGCCCCCCAGGACUGGACCCCCAGGCUAUGCUCUUGCAUCACUGCAAUAUUCCUCAUCCCUUGCCAUUUCUUCCCAUUCCCCUCCCAUUAACUCCCUCUUCCUGCCUCAGUAGCACUCUGACCUCUACAGACAGCACCUGUCUGUUUCCCACCCUCUCUCUGCUUACUUUUAUCCCACGUCUGGACCACAGUUGGCUGCCCUCCCCCACCCCCACAUUGUUUACCUUAUCCACACCUGGAUGUUGAUGCAGUCAGGUCCACCUGGGGGCAGCCCUGGGGCCCAAACCUUAGAGUUGGGCCACAAUAAAGGGAGCCUGGGUUCUGGGAGGUGUGAGGAAGGUUCCAAUCCCUCCUCCCCUUCUGCUUCCUCUUCUUUCUCUUCUCCCCUUCUGCUUCUGAUUCAGAGCUAGGAGCUGGGGCCCUGGUCCUGGUCCUGGUUGGUUUUUCAAGAAUUAUUUAACAGUGUAUACCAGAUCUGCCUGACACCCCUACAAAGCGUCCAAUAAAGAAAAAGGAAAAAAAAAGCCAGAGCCACACUUUGCUUCCUUGGCCUAGAUACUGUUCCCUUCUCCAGCCCUGCCCCAACACUGAGACACCCCCACACCCACUGUAGGAUUGGGCCUGAAUGGGGUCUGAUCCUGGACUAGGCAGAGAGGUCACUGAGGGUCACAGCCCCAAGGGAGGCUAGACUGAGCAGGCUGAGUGUGAGUGAAGAGAAUGAAUGGAAUUCCCUGGGCCUUUUCCCUGCACCUGUGAGUCUCUCGGGGUAAUUCGAUAAAGGGAAUCCUGGAUCACAGCAGCUUUUCCCUUAAUUUUUUGGAAUGACCUGAUUUCUGUCAGGCAACCCUAGGCCUGUGCAAAGACUAUUUUUUUGGUUUGGACUCUGUUUUUACUUCUGUCAUUUAUACCAUCUGGCCCACUAGCAGCAGGACCCUUCAGGAUUCCUUACCUCCAGGACUGCUGUGAACCAACAUCCUCCCUCCUCUUCCCUGCUUCAGAAACCAUCCUGUUAGCAAGGAGGCAGGCAGCCAGCUUGAUGCUGCUCUCCAUCCACAGGACUGAGCCUAGGGCUUGUGGGAGGGGCCUAAAAAGAAAGGGAAGCCCAAGUCCUGCCCUCAAAGACUUCUCUUAGUUGGAGAAAUGGUUUUCAAACCGAAGGAUUUGGGGACAGUGCCAGACAAUGCGCUGGUGCAGACUUCGGCCUUCUGAAGAGGGGAAAAGAUCAUUCAGCCUGGAGUCAGAAGAGGUUUCAGGGAGAAGGGAGAAUUUGAGCUGGGCCUUUAGAGACGCAUGGGGUUCUGGAAAGACAGAGGAGCAGGAUAUUUCCAGGGGAGGGGAAAACAAGGACAAAUGGAAGAAGUUCCAUACUAAAGAUAGUUCUGAGUGAAGAGUGAGGUGGACCGUGGUGGUUAAAGGGUCUCGCUACAGGCUGAAUGUCUUCUCUGCUUGAUAGGCUCAGAAGGGAGGGACUUUCCUCUGGGACUUAGGGAACUAUUCCCCUUUAAGUUUGGCUGUUAGUGCUAAGAUGCUCCAAGAUGAAGAUCACUCAGAUGCUAAGGAGCAAAGCUGAGAUCGGGACCCAGGUCCUCUUGACUUCACACCCAGGGCUCUUUUCACUAGACUUCCUGAGACCCUCAAGAGCUUAACUUCUACAGGGGUAGCCAUAUGGUUGAAUUGAGGUGCCGAGAGCUUUCCCUAAAAAUAUUUUAGUGAUACCUGAAAUUCCAUUUUUUGCAGUUGAUUGCUUUGGCAUAAGCAUUGCCCUCUUCCUGUCAAAUCCUUGCACAUUAAGUCUCUUUCUUAUUCUUAUAAGUAGUGCGUUUCCAAAACCUGGUUAUGAGAUUUCCCCCCAACUUCAAGAAAUUGACACUGUAAAGCUGACCAAAAAUCUGGGCCAGCUCUGAGCUCUUUGACCCCUGGGGCCAAGCCAAAAUGAAGAAAUCAGUCAAGUUUUCAUUUUUGCUUUUUCUCCUUUUUCAUUUUGUCCUUCAUUCCUUCUUUCCAUCGUUCUUCCCCAAGUCUUCACCCCUUAGGGCUUCAUGCUUUCAUGCUCUCAAGUCUAUAAAUCAGUAAGUAAAAGGAACAGAUGAUGCAUCCAUGCCGUGGUUUACAUGGGCUAAGAAGGUACCACUGUGUCGGGCUGCCUCUCAAAGUAGAUGAGAUGUGAAGAAAAUAAAAUGUGAAGUAGAGAGGAUAUAUGCAUUGAAGAUGGGGAGAGAAACCCCAGUACAUCUCUUCCUGUUCCCCCUGCUUCUGUACCUGUUCAAGUCCUAGCCAUCUGUCUGGUCCUACCACUCCCUCAGCCUUUUCCAACUGUGCCAGGCCAGAGACCUUUACCAGCUUUUAUUAGCAUUCCAGUUAUUGAGCACUCAUUUGCUCUUCAGUUGUUGCAGGUGCCUUAGUUUUGACUCCCUAGGUAGAUUGUAAGCUUGAAAGUAUAGAGACAGUAGCUUAUGCUUCUUAAUCCCCGAAUAGCACAUGCUUGGCACAUAGUAGGUAUUCAGUAAAUACUUGAUGUUUAUGACACUAACUAGUUUAUGGACUUGAGGCAUUUGAUAAAUUCACUGCUAAGAGCCCUAUGUGAAAGGAGAGAAAAUGCCUGGCAAGCAGGAGAUUGUUGUACCCUCCCAGAGCAAGAUUUGGAAACUUCCUCCUGAUACUACAAAGGCAGGUACUAUGAUAAACAUUAGGAAAAAAAUAUAAAUUGUUCCAUCCAAUAUGGAAAGCAAUUUUUAAUUAUAGGACAGUGACAAAUAUCCCACUGUUAGGUAUAUACCCCACGGAAGUAAAAAGAUAGACACCAAAGUAGUAAUGGCAGCACUUUUUGUGGGUAGACAGGUACUAGGAAGACAGUAGACAACCAUCAGGAAUACCUAAAUAGUGGUACACUAAAGGAAUCUCAUGAUAGAAGAUAUGGUUAAUAAUGAAGAGUUCAGAGAAGCAUGGGAAGACAUGAACUGAUGCAGAUUGAAGGAAGCAGAAUCCAGAAGAUAUAUACAAUAACUACAACAAUGUUAAUGGAAAAAAUACAAUUAAGCAGCCAAAUGGCGGUAAAAUUAUAAUAAAGUUUGGCACCAGAGAAAGAGAUAGAAAAAUGUACUGCUCUUUCUUUGAAGAAUUGGGGAGUGUGAGGGUAGAAUACUAUACCCAUCAAAUCUGGUUGAAGUGUUGGUUUUGCUGUAUUUUAAAAUUUUUGUUACAAGGGUGGCUAGUUGGGUAGGGGAAGAAGGAAGGCUAUUUUCCAAAACGAAGGUGAUGUUUAAAGAAUGAAAAAAGAUAGCAAUAAAAAUA